Messenger RNA from Lingula anatina, 3450 nucleotides. Its product is annotated as abl interactor 1. Gene Ontology annotation, molecular function: SH3 domain binding; signaling adaptor activity. The record is from RefSeq and is a predicted model, not a curated record. Lineage: Eukaryota; Metazoa; Brachiopoda; Lingulata; Lingulida; Lingulidae. Gene Ontology annotation, biological process: neuron migration. Gene Ontology annotation, cellular component: lamellipodium; actin-based cell projection; SCAR complex.
UGUAAGGGAAGGGCCAAAAUGGCGGACUCUGAGCAGUCACUUUGGCAUCUUACGGAACAUGAAAUUCCAGAAGGCAGGAGGCAGCUACAGGAAAGUCAUGUGAACUUAGAAAGAGUUGCAGAUUAUUGUGAGGGGAAUUAUAUUCAGGCUGAAGACAAGCGUCAUGCCUUGGAGGAGACAAAAAACUAUACCACCCAAUCACUGGCCAGUGUGGCAUACCAAAUCAACAAUCUUGCUGCAAACUUUCUCAGCCUACUGGAGAUGCAGACCCAGCAGUUGGCUAACAUGGAAUCUGGCAUCAAUCAUCUUUCAGAGAUUGUAAUGAUACACAAAGAAAAAGUAGCCAGGAGAGAGAUAGGCGUGUUAACAACCAACAAGUGCAUCACCAGGCCAGUGGGUGUAAAGAACGGCAUUGUCUUCCCAGAACAACCUGAGAGGCCAGUCAAGUACCGCCGAGAAGACAUUAACUUCUCCUUAUUGGAUGAUAUUGGUCAUGGAGUAAGGGUACAGCAAAAUAACCCCAGGAGUAAACGUUCCAACAGUAUGACCAGUAAGAGCAGCCAAGGUAGCAGUUCAGCGCCUACAACAAAACCACCAACGCCACCUUUGACUGCUAGUGUACAGGGAGGCGGAACAAUAGGGAGGAGGGAAGGAGCUCAGUACAGACAAACAGGACCUGCUCUUGUACAGAAGGUAGCCACUCCCUCUGUACCAAGCCACUAUGCACCAAGUUAUCCUAUGACACAACCAUCACAUAUUCCACAAAAUGAUGUCCCUCACUCAAGACAGAGCAGUGGCUACCGAUCAGCCGGCUACAGAGUCACUCAACAGAUGGGGGUACCUCCUCCCCCACCCCCUAACCAGGUUGGGGGUAUGGGCCACCCUCCCCAGGGACCCCCACAUGCGGGUGCGGGGCACCCACCAAUGGGUGUGGCCCACCCAAUGACACAGCAGAACCACACCCAUAUUCCCCCACCCCCACAGAUGACAGUGGGCUACAGUCAUGGAAUGGGGCUUCCACCCCCGAGUCCUGGACAGAUGUCGCCACCACCUCCACCGCCUCCUAUAUCUGGGAACAUGGGACCUUAUACGGCAGACCUAGCGGAGCCUCCACCCCCACCCCCACCUGCCAUGGGGUUCGAGAAUGGACCAGCAGGCAAUAUCACUUCAGACCUGCCUCCUCUGCUGGAACAUGAGGAAGAAGAAGAUGAAGAGAGCUGUUCAUCAAGUUUGGCUUCAGAAAACUCAAGUGAAGAUUUUUCAUCUGACCUAGAUGAAGAAGCCACACUGUCAGAUGCGUUAGAUGAGCUAGAUGAGGAGCAACACAAUGAUGUGGGCCAGAACCAAGUUGAGCCUCCCUCUUGGACAUAUCCAAUGAACAGUGAAGAAGUCGAGUUAGAAGACCCCACGUUUUUGCCACCCCCUGUAGAAGCAGACAACUGUGCAAUGGAUGAUAUUGAUGAAGAGCCAACUUCACCUCCGCCCCCUGAAUUAGAAAGUGAAAACUGUAUAAUUGAGGAGGAGAAAGAAGACCUUCCCCUCCCUCCUCCCCCAUUUGGUGCCAAUUGUACCAUGAUCAGUGAUUCUACACAAGACCUCACCCUCUUACCGCAGACAGCUGAUAAUGAUAAUGGUGCAGCUUGUGAGUUAGCAGAAGAAGGUCCUGUGGACCUGCCACCUCCUCCCACACACAAUGGAUAUGCUUCUCCAGAGGAGUAUAUGCAAGAUACAAUCACUUUGCCUCCCCCGGAAUAUUAUGAACUAGAAGAAAUAGCACCAGUCUCACCAGAUCUUCCACCUCCUCCCCCUGAACAAUCCCAGAUGGCUGGAGGUAAUUACGAUGACUACUCUCCACCCCCUCCCCCGCCAAAUUUCAUCGAUCAGAACGGCCAGCACGAGGAAGAGGAAGUACAGGAGGGACCUGAUGAUUGGAUUCCAAAAAGCUACUUGGAAAAAGUUAUUGCUGUGUACGACUAUGCACAGGAGAGGGACGAUGAGCUCAGUUUCAACGAAAAUGCAAUGAUAUACGUAGUUAAGAAAAACGAUGACGGCUGGUGGGAAGGGGUAUUUAACGGGAUGACUGGACUUUUCCCUUCCAAUUACGUUGAACCCUGCAUAUAGUGGGUGGCUUCACACUUCACAUAAACACACACUGCUACUGUGAUGUUUGGGUAAAAAGAGCUGACUGUUGGAAGGGCAUAUGAUAUACUAUAAUAACAAUAACAGCAUUAUAACAGUAACAUAUGCAGUAACAGUGCUGUCUUUAGCAGACUGUCAGCUGGUGAGAUGGAGGUGAGAAGGCAGUGGGAAGUUUAUGUGGGAAGAACAGAGGGGUAUCGGUCUGCUGAGCUUCUGUAGUGAUGGGAGAAGUCCAUUGUUGGUGCUUACGACAGCCAAAACAAUAAUAUCACAAGGACAACAACGCCAGAAACAGUGCUGCACAAAGAUGCGACAGAUGUGCUGCUGUGGAAUACUGAUGGAAAUGAUUGGCGUCAGCAGUACCUUGACAUACUAUGUAACAACCGACCAAGAGUUGAUUAUAGCUGUUGAUAAUACUUUCAUUCCCCUGAUCAUAACAGUAACAACAAUCUAAUACUGACACUAACAUAUAACUCGGCGUAAGAAAAUUGACUUCUUUUGUCAGUAUAUUUUUCUGUAAAAGUUAAUAAUGUACAGUGGUUUUGUGCAGAGGCACAUUGGGAUCACUUGAAGUAUUAACAGGUUGCACAGUUUUCUAAUUGGUGACAUUAAACACAAGUUAUGGUAAUGGAGUAGGGGUUAGGGAAGGGCUUACUUCGAGGUAUGGGUCAAGUGUAACUGCGUAACCCACUGAUAGGAAGUAUGUUGAGGUGCAUAUUUAUAUCUGUGAAGUUCCAUACACUGAUUAUUUAUUUAUUUAUUUAUUUAUUUAUUUAUUUAUUUAUUUAUUUAUUUUUGACGAGUGAAAUCAUAGUAUUUAUGGACAGUUGCAUCAGCCUGUCCUGUACAAUAUAUUAUUGAAUUGAGCAGCUUGCUAUUCAAUGGCUUCCACCUAAAAGCAGCACACAUUGGCCUGAAGUUAUGCACAUGCAUUUUUCUUUGCAGUUAGAUAUAUAAUUAUGGUGAAGAGUAAAUACUUUCUAAAUAGGUUAAACAUGUAUCUUAAGUGUGAUACCUUCUUUGAAUCACAUGGAUUGAUCACCUGACUGACCUGUUGAUAUGAGCUUUAUUAAAACUUUUUUUUGCCAGCAUUAAACCUAUGAACCUAAUAAAAAUAUUAUUUUACUGUUAAUAUGUAUUAGGCUGUAAAAAGUUGAGUAACACUAUUAAAAAAAAGUUAAAAUACUGGGUAAAAUUGGAGGUGGGGGGUGGGGAUUUAACUAAAAAGCUAUUGUUCAUUGGUAUGACUGAAGGGACACUUAGCUGAUACAGACACCCCUCCCCUCUUGACUAGAACUUUUUUUUUUUUUU